AUGUUCCCCCUGCAAGGCUCGGAACGUUCUUUGGAGAGCACAGCCUGUUUUGUCAAAAACACUUCGCCAGCCGCGUCUCUGUCAGCGCGGUUCUGUGGGAAUGUGUCGUGUCCCCCCCAGGGCUGGCAGCGAAGCCUUGGGGUGGAGAUUAACUCAAAGGUGUUUGUUUCAGGAUGGUAAGGCAAUGGCCCAUUUACUGGUUCUACUUUACAGUAUAGUAUUUCCAGUGCUAAAAAUACGGCAGCAGUACACAGAAGAGGAAGCCAGGAAAUUGGGAGUGGUUGGCUGGGUGAAAAAUACCAGCCAAGGAACCGUAACGGGCCAGGUUCAGGGCCCAGAAGAUAAAGUAAAUGCAAUGAAGUCCUGGCUCAGUAAAGUUGGAAGCCCAAGUUCUCGCAUAGACCGAACAAACUUUUCCAAUGAAAAGGAGAUUUCCAAGCUUGACUUCUCAGGAUUUAGCACUCGAUACUGACGGGAGAAAACAUCACUAAGCACAAAACUAUGAUGUUUCUGCUGCAUGAUGGGUUGCUGUGCCUCCAUAGACUGUCACAAGAGCAUUUGGAUGCUUUCUGUACUAGAGAUAAAUAUAAAUGGUCCCUGUUCCCAUGAAGUAAGAAUUUUAGUUGCUAUGUUAGACAUUUACAUGAUGAAUGUCAAUCUCUAGUAUCUAAAAUGCCAAUGCCUAAUUUAUUACAUCUGGAAAGCUAUAUAAAUUGUUAGUGAUUAUUUUGCACAAUGAUACAUGUUAUAUAUAACUAUAUGGAACCUCAUCUUUACACUGUGAUUCAUAUUUUACAUACAAAAUAAUAAAUUCAAGUUCUGCUGUUUGUAAUCUCACCAAAAAUACCUAACUACAGAACUGGAGCACUGAGGAAUCUAUCCUAACAGCUCUGUAUUACAGAUCAAGUUAUUUGUGAUAAUUAGUUAAGACAUAGUGAUGACUUAAAAUAAACGUUGCCUCAAACUAA
Columba livia (rock pigeon) is the source of this 968-nucleotide messenger RNA. RefSeq names its product acylphosphatase 2 (gene ACYP2). The record is from RefSeq and is a predicted model, not a curated record. NCBI's taxonomy places the organism in Eukaryota, Metazoa, Chordata, Aves, Columbiformes, Columbidae. The transcript is spliced from 4 exons. Gene Ontology annotation, molecular function: acylphosphatase activity. Bases 101 to 472 code for a protein of 123 amino acids.